AUGGUGGCAUUUACCGAUUUGGACGAUAUACUUAUCCCAGUGCAACCGAUGCGAGUUUAUUCAUCCGUCAACAUCGAUCUAUUAGAAGAUCUUGCACGCGAACACCCACAAGCAGGCUCAUUUCUGUUCGAGCAUCGAGAUGUCCGUCUCAUAUUGCCUGAAGAUCAGCAAGCGACACCUAUCAACAAUUUCAAUUUUGAUUUUUUGAUCCAUUCGGACUGGAAAAAAGGAUGCUCUCUGCGGCGCAUGAAAACAAGAGUUGUUGUCAAUGCAAGCAGAGUGGACAGUGUAAAUAUGCAUGAAACUGGCAUUCAUCGACUCGGCCACACACAAGUGCGAGUUCCGUGCCACCGAGCUCAUUUCUACCACAUGCGGCAUUCAUUCCGAGAACCUGAAGUAGCUCAGAGUUUGAAUAUGUUCAAUUUGCUUCGAUUGAUCAAUUCGAAUUUUCAAGAACGACUUAAAACAACACUUAACGCGAUAUCGGAGCUGAGCCUGAACAACUCGAUUACCGAGACUCUGAAUGAUUUCGAUAGAUGCGUCAAAGAAGUCAACAAAGAACAUUUCACGCUAAAGGUGUCACGUUGCAUGACACCGCACGCUUGCAAUCUGAAAUUGUCCAGCGAUGUUGCUUGCACUGCGUCGACUGGAAACUAUGAGUUUGUUUAUGCUUCCGGCGAUUUCCUUCUCGGACUAAUGGGUGCGCAAUUUGUGAAGAGCAACGCUAACUGCGAUGCGCCCAUUUCAGCAAUUCUCAAAGGCGAUCAUUUCUAUGCGCCAUGA
Messenger RNA from Gongylonema pulchrum, 783 nucleotides. Lineage: Eukaryota; Metazoa; Nematoda; Chromadorea; Rhabditida; Gongylonematidae. The record is from the annotation of a GenBank genome assembly.